AUGCAAGGCGCGCCGGUCCCGAUUUACGCGCCCGUGCCGCCACCGCCGGCGAGGCAAGGAUACUAUGUUGGGCCCGAUCAGGCGACGACCGUAACAGCGCUUCCGCGAGUUGGGGAGACUCGAUGUUAUUGGACGCUGCUCUCGUCCUCGCUCCGCUUCCUUUACCUCGACCCCGUUCUUCAGUACCACCUUCAAGACCAGGCGUCAUUGCUCGUCGGCAGGAGUAUCAUUGACCUCGUGCACCCCGACGAACAAUAUGCCGCUCAGCGAGACCUUUCCGAUGUUCUCCAAACGGGCAACCUUGACGGAACCCUGACCAGAAUGCGCUUCUCCCGUCUCUCCCGCGUGCGCAGAAUGCUCGGCCAUCAAGGUCCCGCUCACUACUGGGCUGACGCUGAUAAGAUCGCUAUCGACGUCGACUGGAUGGCCGUGGACCUCGUAGCCAAUGUUGCUGCCGACGAUCUCUUACUCGUGUUCAUCCACGCGGCUGUCGACCUGUCUCCCUUAGAUAGCGACCCGCACCAACACAGCAGUUGGAGCAACUGGUGUGGCACUAGCCUCUUUGAUGGCCACGCUGCCCCGGCUCUCUUUCAGAGCCUUUGUGCGAGCCUGCCGGUGCCCUCGCAGACAUCGCGCGUAUUCCAAAUCAUGACCGCGCAGCAACCCCAUACGCUACUGCUGAGUUGGCCUCCGGAACAACCCCACGCACCUACCGCGACGGAAUAUGCACGACUUGCUGAAGGCGUCAACCUCAGUAGGGACGCACCCGCAAGCUCGGCGGCCAAAACUACUUGCACGCGUCGCUUCAAGGCUCGCGAGCAGGCCAUGAGCAGUUCAGACGCGUACCGCCUUGUCGAUUCAGUAUUUAUCCCUCACGCUUACACGCCAUCCUCUUCAGGCUCGAUCAUCUUUGCGUGCCACCACGUCAAGCAGGCUCGCCGUACAUCCGCACCCGCCGCCAUCUCGCCCAUGCACAGCCUGUACAUGACUCAACCGCAUCAGGACUAUCUUGAUUCGUUCGGGAUGCCAUCUCUCUCGAGCGCGGCAUACAUGCCAUCGUCGACGCCGACUCAGAUGCCCAACCAACCACAGCCAACAGCGCCUCAGGCCGUCAGCCAGACGUCCCACAUCCCUAGUCAAACCUACGCACCUCAGUCCCACUCCACCCAGUGGUCGCCACAACCUCCCGCUCAGGAGCUAUCGGGUUGGCAACCGUCGUAUGCCGGCGCAUCGUACGAGACGACUUCAUCUCAGCCCCAGUCGGCGUCAUCCCACCCGCAAUGGCUCCCCAGCGCGAGUUCUUACGACACGCCGAGCAUGAGCUAUCGCUCGGACUCGCCCCCGUACUUCAGCACCGCGCAUACUAUGCCCGCCGAGGUGCCACUCCCUCCCGUGCGCACAUCGCCAUCGGCGUCUUCGACCCCGUCGGCUAGUGGCGUAGGGCCGGUACGCAACGCAGGGCUACCUCCCGCGGGAGUGCCGCGAUGUUCGAGUUGCAAGGUCACUCACAGCCCCGAAUGGCGGAAGGGUCCCAGCGGCAAGAAGGACCUGUGUAACGCCUGCGGUCUACGUUAUGCCAGGAGCCGUGCGAAGAAAGAGGGUGCUCAGGGGAUACGCAAGCGCGGGAAGAGCACGGCGGCUACAACGACCAAGGCUGUACGCCAGAAUAGUGGGGAGAGCGCAUCAUUCGGCGCUGUAUCGGCCGCGGGAGGUACUGGUGCGGCCGGUGGGCGGCCUCAGAGCAGCCCUACGCCUGCGCCGUUCGUCCCGGUGUCCGGACAGCGCGACGUCUUCGACGACUUUUCUUCAACAAGUUCGCCAACAGACUUCUCUUCCACCACAUCCGGCAUGUCAGCUCCCAUUCUGAAAACCCCAUCGCCGCCGUUGUACAUGCAAGACAUGAAUGCGACGUCCUCGGGCAUGAACGGCAACACGCAAAUGCACGGCGCUCAGCAUACUCCGCUAAUGGCGCCCACGCCUACUCCUCCUGGCGCGACUACCGCGUACCAGCAGUCGCAGCAGGACAACACGCCGCCAAUGCAUGCUCAGCCUAUAUAUCCGCCGGCGCCAACUCCGCAAAAGCAGGUAUAUAUGACUGGGUAUGCGGGCGAGAACCGUGCAUACGCGAUGCAGCAGCCGCAACAGCUGCCGCCAUUCAAUCAGCUCUCGCACCGUUCCAGUGGGGAGAUGGCCCAGGGCCAGAACGGCAGCUUCAUGAAUAUGUUCUCUGACCCGCGUCAGCAGAGUGGUGGUUACGUCGGUCUGCGCUAG
Peniophora sp. CBMAI 1063 is the source of this 2271-nucleotide messenger RNA. NCBI's taxonomy places the organism in Eukaryota, Fungi, Basidiomycota, Agaricomycetes, Russulales, Peniophoraceae. The record is from the annotation of a GenBank genome assembly.